Lodderomyces margitis is the source of this 1950-nucleotide messenger RNA. RefSeq names its product Gds1p (gene GDS1). The record is from RefSeq and is a predicted model, not a curated record. Lineage: Eukaryota; Fungi; Ascomycota; Pichiomycetes; Serinales; Debaryomycetaceae. The transcript has a single exon. The coding region runs from base 1 to 1950 and encodes 649 amino acids.
AUGGCAUUAACUGAUAGACGCCCUAUGGCUUUAUCAACAAAUACGCCGGUAUCUUCACCAACUUUCAACCCAAAUACCUUGGGUAUUGCUAAAAAAACCAAAACUAGGAACAACAGUUUACCAUUGCACCCUACUGAAAAGGAAGACAUUGAAGACAAAGAGAUGGAAGAGGAUGAUCAGGAGGCGGGUCUAGAACAAGAGUUUCAACCUCGUGCGAACGAAGACGAUGACGACAUGGAAGAUAAUCAUGAUCAGGAUCAUGAUAAUGAACACGAUGAUGAUAACGAUGAUGAUGAUGACGACGAUGAACAGCACUCAAUUGCUUCAGGUUUGGGGAAAAUGGGUAUUGCUAAUGACUCUGAAACUUCCUCAACGUCGAGAAGCACUUCUCCCGAUUCAGUUUUGGACAAGAACAAAUCUGUAACUAGGGAAUCUACCCCACCGACAACAACAUCAACUCCAUCUUCCUCACAAGGUGACUCUGCAGAAAAAGCCGCAACUACCACUACGACUACCACCACCAGCACCACCAGCACCACCAGCACCACCACAAAAAAGGUCAAAAAGGCUAAACCUGUCUCACGAGCACCAAUCGCCACCGGUAUUUCUACCGCUAUUCCUGUAACUGGUGAGAAACCGAAACCACUCCAAAAAGGGGAUGCAUCUUUGGAAGAUGAUGUUUUGUAUGCCAUUUUUGUUAUUCUCUAUGAAAGAGAUCCCCAGGGCCAUGGUUUUACCGUAAAGCAAAUUUGUGAUGUUUUAACUGAAGAACAUCCACAAAUUGCCAAUUUAUCCACCAAGACAUCAAAUUUGGUUAGUGCCAAGUUGAAUGCUUAUGUUAAACGUGUCGAAAAGGGAGACACCAGUUUGAAGUACGCCAUUUCUCGUGACUGGGCCGAUGCAUCACCAAAGAGAAUGGUGUAUGUUUACCGGGGGUUAUUGGCACCAGGGUUUGAGGUUGUGGCUAAGAAGUUGACUGAUGAGUUGAAACAGCAAAGAGGUGAAGAAAAAGCUCAUAAUAUGGCCCAUGAUGAGAAUAACCACCACAAAAGUGAUGAUAACGUCGUUGGUGAUGCAGAUUCCAUUGCUGCUGCUACUGCCAUUGCCGCCGCCACUACUGUUACUGCUGAUUCAAAGUCGUCAGUCGCUACCUCGCCUAAAUCAGGGAAAAGAGCUAACAAAGAGUUACCUCCAUAUACCGAUGAUUCUCUUGAAGCUGGCAAACAAGCAACAUUGGCUAAACCAAGAAGACAAACGAUGUUUGACUUGGGUGUUACCAAGAAUUCAUUUUUCGAAAAUGGAUCAGGAUUUGACAAAACCAAUUUGUUUGUCCCCUAUGCUUCAGCCCCAGUCACGGCUGCUUUAUCCGGUGAUAUCAACAGUAUGACCACUUCAGAUAUUCUGGAAAAGAAUAAGAACGGAUCACCAGACAUGAUGGAUCUUGAUGUGGAUAUCGAAGUUGAUGUCGAUGAAGAAGAUGACGAUGAAUUUGCCAAUGUGUUUGCUGAUUCCGAUGAGGAUGAUAACGAUGACUACUCAGUGAUUGAGACUAUUCGCAAAAAUGGUAAACGAUCAAAAUCGAUGUCGUACUUGUCAAUGACCAAAAAGACAAAAGUGUUGACUGCUGCUGCUGCCGCCCCAAGAGCAUCUCGUGCACCCAGCUCCCAUAGUCCUAAUGCUGCUGCUGCCGCUGCGGCAUUACAUGCAGCUGCACUCAGAGCCAUUUCGAGAUCGUCUGCUUCUACAUCCAAUAACAGCAACAACAACAACAACACUGCUAGCGGUAUAGAAAAUGUUGCUGCUCUUGGCGCUAGUGGCUCUGCUACCUGCACAGGUUCACUCUGCUCCAACAAGAAGUGGUUGAGUGUAAUUAGAUCAGGGUUCUUGAGUCAAGAUAUUGGAGCUCCUGAAGAUACCAGUUUAUCUGACAUUGAGAAAUUCUUUGCCUAG